Molecule: messenger RNA, 908 nt
Organism: Arachis duranensis
Lineage: Eukaryota; Viridiplantae; Streptophyta; Magnoliopsida; Fabales; Fabaceae
Product: ATP-dependent DNA helicase SRS2-like protein At4g25120
Exons: 2
Source: RefSeq, a predicted model, not a curated record
GAGAAAGAAAAAAAAAUUCAAAAAACGCAAAGAGAAGAGUCCUUUGGCGCUUCGUAACUAUGCACAGUUGCACACCGAGUCUGUAACUCACUGACCCACUCACUCGCCUGAACUCGUGGCAACGGCGGUGGUAGUAGAGGUACACCGGCACAAUGGGAGACCACCAUAACAGUGGCCGAAUCUCCGCCACUUUCAGGGCCGCAAAGCCACUCCUCCCUCUCAAAAGACCUUCUAAUUCUUCUGCCUUCCCUUCUCUCCAAAUGAAGAUUGGGUGUGAAUUUGAUGCCCCUGCAAAGAGGGUUCCUCUUGGAGAGAUCCAAUUCAACACGUGCCACAAUUCAACGUGGAAUGGUAGUUAUGCUCGUGACAAUGAUCUAAGUGAGGGGAAAAUGGCGGUUAACGCAGUUGGCGGCGAGGAGAGUGAAAAGGAGAAUGCUUUUGGAUCGUGUUUUGAUACUCUUAGGAAGGAACCAGAGUGCUCUAAGUCAGCACCGGAUUAUUUCUUGGCAACCGGACUUUUGGAUGAUGAUUUUGAUGAGUCCUUCUUGGAAGAGAUUGAUAAUUUGUGUCAGCAGAAAGCCGCAGAGAAAGAGGUAGGGCGGAGUGAGUUGCUAGAUUGUAGCCGGAGCUGCGGCGAGGUUGUUUUGAGAGAGAGCAAUGAUUUCGGCGAUGCUGUUGAUCUGAGUAUUGAUUCUAUGGCUGUAGGAAGUGGUGAAUUUGUUAGCUUUGGGGUUGAUUUGGAAACUAAAGAAGAAGAAUUCGAUGCUAAUAGAGAUAGUUUGAAAAGUAGGGAAAUGCCGGAGGAGUAUUCGAAUUACUUGCAAAACCUAAAUGAGAGGCAGAGAGAAGCAGCUUGCACUGAUAUUUCAACCCCUUUGAUGAUUGUAGCUGGCCCUGGAAGUGGAAAG